UUAGCAGCUGGUUGCCCGAGGCCCCAAGCCCUGGACCCGGAACCAAUCCCGGGAGAGCCGUGCGACCGCCGGCCUGGUGCUGACUGAAGCCAACAGACCGCGCCCCCGCCCAAAUAUGCUCUGCUUUCCCUCGUUCCGCUGACGGGUCGGUGGACUCUGACACGGGAUAUGACGGCAGGUGGAAGCCGGCCUUCUCCGUCUUCGCCUCUCUCGGUGCCCCCGGGCGGGGACCGCUUCCUCUUCUCCAGCCUCGCCCCCGCCGUUGCAACAUGGUCGCCGGGCUCGGCCUGGGGAUUUUGGCCAUCGCCUGGCUCGUCUUUGCCGCGAUGUUUCUGGCCUUUCUGAUUUUUCGCGAUAUAUGGUCGGGUUCGGGUAUCUGCUGCGUUUUAUUGAAGGACUUCGUGUGCUACGGUAAAACCAAACAGAAUUUCUUCCGGCGGCCUCGCUGGCUCCAGCGCCAAGACCUCCCGAAAAGAUGGUUUUCUCAUUUCUAUGUGGUUUCAGCGAUCUGGAAUAGUUUUCUACUUGUAAUUAUUUGCCGAAGUCUGUUUUUUGGUGAGCCUUUCCCAGUAUGGCUUCAAAGACUGCUUAGUUUUCUUUCUGGAAGUGUAUUACACUUAAAGCCUGGUGAUGAAUUGUCUGUCCUCCUGGUUCAAAUGAUGUUGUGUGUGCAAGGUGUUCGACGCCUCAUAGAGUGUAUCUUCAUCUCUGUGUUUUAAAAUGGCAGCAUUCAUCCAGUACAGUAUUGUUGGGGUCUGGUUUAUUAUGUGCUUGUGGGUUUAACGGUGCAUUGUGAAGGACUCCGUCUUGGAACAAAAGUAUACACUAUUCGUGACCUGAUUGCACAAGGACAGUGGUACCAUAUAGCUGGAAUAGUGCUGUUUUUGUGGGCAACAAUUCAUCACCACAGGAGUCAUAAGAUCCUAGCCAAUCUGAGGAAAAACAAAUCGGGCGAAGUGAUCAACCACAGGCAUAGCAUCCCAUAUGGUGACUGGUUUGAGGUAGUUUCUUGUCCACAUUAUUUGGCUGAACUGCUGAUCUACUUUGCUUUAAGCAUGACCUUUAAAGGACGACACCUUACAUGGUGGUUUGUUGUAUUGUAUGUAUUAUUCAGCCAUGCACUGAUGGCAGCUCUAUCCCAUGAAUUCUAUGUAAAAUUUUGACGAUUACCCCAAAAACGCAAAGCAUUCAUACCUUUUGUAUUUUAA
This is a messenger RNA of Pristis pectinata (smalltooth sawfish), 1208 nucleotides long. RefSeq names its product steroid 5 alpha-reductase 3 (gene srd5a3). The record is from RefSeq and is a predicted model, not a curated record. Gene Ontology annotation, biological process: polyprenol catabolic process; dolichol-linked oligosaccharide biosynthetic process. Gene Ontology annotation, molecular function: 3-oxo-5-alpha-steroid 4-dehydrogenase activity. Gene Ontology annotation, cellular component: endoplasmic reticulum. Lineage: Eukaryota; Metazoa; Chordata; Chondrichthyes; Rhinopristiformes; Pristidae.